This is a messenger RNA of Cyprinus carpio (common carp), 2938 nucleotides long. RefSeq names its product aspartate--tRNA ligase, cytoplasmic-like. Gene Ontology annotation, cellular component: aminoacyl-tRNA synthetase multienzyme complex; cytosol; cytoplasm. Gene Ontology annotation, molecular function: RNA binding; aspartate-tRNA ligase activity; ATP binding. Gene Ontology annotation, biological process: aspartyl-tRNA aminoacylation. The record is from RefSeq and is a predicted model, not a curated record. NCBI's taxonomy places the organism in Eukaryota, Metazoa, Chordata, Actinopteri, Cypriniformes, Cyprinidae.
ACUCGCGAUGAGGCUGUGAAUGUGCAACAGCAAAACACUUCCACACUUUUCCACAUGUCCACCGUUCCCAGUGGCUGUCUUUGCACAUUAACAAAACUGAAAUCUUGAAUAUCUAGUGCUUUCGUUUCACUACAUCCGUUCAGAGCCGAACUAUGACUAAAGACAAUGUACAAGGAGCCGGUGAGGAGGAGCAGCAGGCCCAGUCGAAGAAAGCCCUGAAGAAACAGCAGAAGGAAGCAGAGAAAGCGGCGAAGAAGGCAGAGAAGCAGGCCAAGCUGGCCGCAGAGCAGCAGGAAGCUGAUGAGGAUGAUUUUGCCAAGGAUCGCUAUGGGAUCUGUCCUAUGGUCCAAUCCCAGCAGAAACUGGACAGGGCGUUGGUGCGUGUCCAGGACCUGACACCCGAGAAGGCAGAGCAGCAGAUCUGGGUGCGCGCCAGAAUUCACACUAGCAGAGCUAAAGGGAAACAGUGCUUCUUGGUCCUGCGUCACCAGCAGUUUACCGUGCAGGCCUUGCUCGCUGUGGGAGAUCGUGCAAGCAAGCAGAUGGUCAAGUUUGCAGCUAACCUCACGAAGGAGAGCAUCAUUGACGUGGAGGCCGUGGUGAAGAAGGUGGAGCAGAAGAUCGAGAGCUGUUCCCAGCAGGAUGUGGAGCUCCAUGUGGAGAGGAUCUUUGUGAUCAGCCAGUCUGAGGCCCGACUUCCCCUUCAGCUGGAAGAUGCUGUCAGGCCAGAGGGAGAAGGAGACGAGGAGGGAAGAGCCACUGUCAAUCAGGACACUAGACUGGACAACAGAGUUAUCGAUCUGAGGACCACGACCAGCCAGGCCAUCUUCAGGCUGCAGUCGGGCGUAUGUCAGCUCUUCAGAGACACGCUUAUCAACAAGGGCUUUGUGGAGAUCCAGACCCCCAAAAUCAUCUCUGCUGCCAGCGAGGGUGGAGCAAAUGUCUUCACCGUCUCCUACUUUAAAACCAGUGCAUACCUGGCCCAGUCCCCUCAGCUCUACAAGCAGAUGUGCAUUUGUGCUGACUUUGACAAAGUCUUCUGUGUCGGACCAGUGUUCAGGGCUGAGGACUCCAACACUCAUCGCCAUCUGACCGAGUUUGUGGGGCUGGAUAUUGAAAUGGCUUUCAAUUACCAUUACCAUGAGGUCAUUGACUCCAUUACUGACACCAUGGUUCAGAUCUUUAAGGGACUACGUGACCGGUUCCAGACAGAGAUCCAGAUGGUGAAUAAGCAGUACCCCAGUGAGCCGUUCAAGUUCCUGGAGCCCACGCUGAGACUGGAGUAUAAGGAGGCAGUGGCCAUGCUCAAAGCUGCUGGGGUGGAAAUGGGGGAUGAAGAAGAUUUGAGCACACCUAAUGAAAAGCUGCUUGGUCGUCUUGUGAAAGACAAGUAUGACACUGACUUCUAUGUGCUGGACAAAUAUCCCUUGGCGGUAAGGCCUUUCUACACCAUGCCUGACCCCAACAACCCGAAAUACUCCAACUCAUAUGACAUGUUCAUGAGAGGAGAGGAGAUCCUGUCUGGAGCUCAGAGAGUCCACGAUGCCCAGCUGCUCACUGAAAGAGCAAUGCACCACGGCAUCGACUUGGAGAAGAUCAAGGCGUACAUUGACUCGUUCCGUUAUGGAGCUCCUCCUCAUGCUGGCGGUGGCAUAGGUUUGGAGAGAGUGACCAUGCUUUAUCUCGGCCUACAUAAUGUACGUCAGACCUCCAUGUUCCCUCGUGACCCCAAACGCCUGACCCCAUAAAGAUUAAAGCAGCCAGUCGGCUUCUCGUCUCCCGUCCCACUUGAAGCAGUAGAACCUUUCGGACACCCAGCCAUCAUGCCAGGAUGUGGAAGUGCCAUGAUUAACCGACACAAAUUCAGCCACUUUUAUAAUACUUAUCACCAGACACAACAUUACGGAUGUUAGAUAAAACUAAUGUACUUUGAAGGGAAUCAGUGUUAACUGCUUAUAUAAUACAGGUGAUAUUGUGACACGUAUUAUUAAAAUCAUACUGUACAUGUAGGUGUUUUUCUACUGAUGAUGUUCUACUGAUGAUAUUUGUGUCAAAAUCUUGACUCAAAGAUUUUGAGAAUUCUAACAAAUCAUUUAAACAGUACAUGCACAAUAAAUUAACUAAAUGGUACGUUUCUGAGUAUUUUUCUUCUGAAAGUUCGAAAAUGAUUUUUAAUGUUGGUCAUAUAUUCUUGACUAUGUUUCAAAUCAUAAGCACUUACUAAGUGAUUCCCCAAACGUUGAAGGUUAAUAUUACAUCACUUCCUGUUGUGUAAUGCCAAUGUAGUUCAAUUCCAGUAGUCAUCAUACAUUUGUAGAUCGUUUUUCUUCGUUUUAUUUCCCUUUAGGUUAUAGGCUAUAUAUCAAAUCACUGUUUUAGUACACACUCAGGUUUUUACAGUAGACUCUUCAAAAUGCAAAUGAACAGGUGGAAUGUUACAAAAAUAAAGUGCUCAUUCAUUGUAAAUAAAAUGACAAUCAAUUUGGUAAAAGUAUGAGCAACCUCUGUGGAACAACAUGUAAAACGACACAACAAAAUCAUUUUAAUAAGAGUCAGUAGUGUUGAAGGUAAUAUUUGAGACCCAUGUGAUUGAAAAAGUCAUGAUAAGCUCAAAGAAAGAUCGGAAACGCUCAAACGCAUUAAUCUGUUUACUCGGAAGAGCUUCCUGUGAUGUGCAGGAGGAAGAUAAAGAUCUGGACGAUAUCAACAUAGAGGGAAAGAGCUCCGAAGACAUAUUCCUCAGGGCUGAUGCUGUUCGCUCGGUUUCCAAUGAGCAGCUGAGUGUGGUAAGCCAAAAACUGUAAAAAGACAAGCAAUCAUUUAGCAUUCCAUUGGGGAAAAAAGUGUGCUUAAUUGUAUUGAAUGGGUACUUUAACCCUCAUGUGGUGUUCAAAACCCUAUAACACUUGUGGUGUUCCCGGUCAAAAAUGACCGGCCC